This is a messenger RNA of Magnolia sinica, 1884 nucleotides long. Its product is annotated as heavy metal-associated isoprenylated plant protein 47-like. The transcript is spliced from 3 exons. The coding region runs from base 373 to 729 and encodes 118 amino acids. NCBI's taxonomy places the organism in Eukaryota, Viridiplantae, Streptophyta, Magnoliopsida, Magnoliales, Magnoliaceae. Gene Ontology annotation, molecular function: metal ion binding. The record is from RefSeq and is a predicted model, not a curated record.
ACGUCCCACGUGAUGGGUGUACCAUAGAGAUUCCUGCACGUAUCCAUCACACCAGAUCUCAGAUUUCCCACAAACGUACCGUGACGUCAUGUGCAUUGCGUGUGAAGGCAUGCACUGAGAGGGAUGCAUGUUGGGGCUUCAAACCUCUUCGAAGGAAAAAGAAAAAAAAGACAGAAAAAUUUAAAACCACCAGCGAUUUUCAGCCAACCGUGCAGACUAGACAAAACCACUGCUUCGUCCCUCAUCUAUAAAAGGAGGGGAAGACAUCUCCUUAAUGGCACCACAGUUAGGUUCCCUAGAAAAACCUGCAUUUUGCUGGGGUUUGGAAAGUCUGUGAGGCUAUCCAACAUCUUGUUCUAAGUUGUAGGGAACAUGAAGCAAAAGAUAGUAAUGAAAGUCCAGAUGAUUUGUGAGAGAUGCCGAAGGAAGGCCAUGAAGACCGCUUCAGCCGUGCAUGGUGUAAUCUCGGUGGUGAUAGAAGGGAAGGAACAAGAUCAGGUCGUGGUGAUCGGAGAAGGAGUUGAUGCUGCUAAACUGGCACGCCGUAUGAAGAAGAAGGUGGGUCACACAGUUCUAAUCACGGUGGAAGAGGUGAAACCGAAAGAAGAAAAGAAGGAGAAAAAAGAAGAGCCAAAGAUCUGCACACCAUAUUGGCAGCCAUAUCCACAGUACGUUGUGGCAUGUGAGCCCAUUUACGACCCAUGUCGGGGUGAGUGUUCUCUCAUGUGAGGGUAUUUCUGAUAUGUUUGUAUUUUUUGUGUUUUAUCUAUUGCUAUAAAAAUGUGGUGUAGAUUAUGUUAGGAUGGGCUUCGUUAAGCAUGUAGAGGGGGCCCACCUACACACCACCGUAUGUGCCAAAGUGGCACACGUGGUGUGAAAUCCAAGCCCUCCAUUAGAUGGGUCACACGUGCCUGUCCACCUGAUGAAUUGAUGGGUCAAAGAAGUUUUUCUAACCCAUCCAUUUGUUUCUAAAAACAUUGCUUGGUUGAUUAGUGGAUUGGCCUGGUUCUUCCACUCGGUUUAGCUGGUGACCCCAACACCACCCAGCUAGCUGAUGGAAAAGCUCUGUGGGCUCCACUAUGAUGUAUGUGUUUUAUCCACGCCGUCUAUCCAUUUUUUCAGUUCAUUUAAGGGCAUGAGAAAAAAAUUAAGCAAAUCCUAAGCUCAAAUGGACCACACCCCAUGAAAUAGUGGUGGAUUAAAGGCUUAUCUUUGAAAACUUCAUGGAGGCCACCCCAACAUUUAUUUGCCAUCCAACCUGUUCGUAAAGUCACAUAAACCUGGAUGAAGGAGAAACACAAAUCAUAUUGAUCCAAAACUUCUGUGGGCCCGAGGAAGUUUUCAAUGGUUGGCAUUCAGUCUCCACUAUUUCAUGGGGUGUGGUUCACUUGAGUUUUAGAUCUGCUUACUUUUUAUGCUUAUGCCCUAAAAUGAUCUGGAGAAAUGGAUGGACAGCUGGAUAAAACACAUACAUCAUGGUGGGCCCACAGAGCUUUUCCACCAGCUAGCUGGUUGGUGUUGGGGUCACCACCCAAUCCAAGUCUCUGAUGUUUAGGCAGUGUAAUCGACGCAAUAAGUCUCACCUGAUGGAUGGCUUAGAACUCAAUCAUGUUAGAUACGUUGGCAAAUUUAAUGGUGUAUAGAUGGGCUCCCCUGCAAGGCAUGGUUUAAAAAUAAUGAAAACUGGCCUCGGUUCAAAACCAGUCGAGUUGAGCAGACUCGGAAAUUCAGGCAAGUUUCUCCAGUCCUAUUUAUGUAAUAUCUGAAAAGUUCUAGUAAGUUUUUCUCGGAUGAAAUCUAGUCAGGUCUAUUCCACUUGGGUAAGUUGGGUCUAGUCGUUUUGAGUUUUUAAACUAUUGUAUAAGGGCUUGUAUUCAUAUCACC